This is a messenger RNA of Trypanosoma cruzi, 1950 nucleotides long. RefSeq lists its product as uncharacterized. NCBI's taxonomy places the organism in Eukaryota, Euglenozoa, Kinetoplastea, Trypanosomatida, Trypanosomatidae. The record is from RefSeq and is a predicted model, not a curated record. The transcript has a single exon. The coding region runs from base 1 to 1950 and encodes 649 amino acids.
AUGCGGGUCUCGAGGGUUUAUGCCAUGUGCGGCGCUUCGAGUAUCUGUCGUCGGCCGUCUUGGACGCAACCGGGACAGGAAAUACCCCCAAGCGUGGCCAAUGCGCUCAGACAGAGUGAGAGAGACACUGUUGGUGUGGAGCUUCACCUCCCAUCGUUUGCUUCGGUGGCCUUUGCAGGACGCGACGAGAUGCGGCACCACGUGCGGCGGACGGUGGAAGCGGUAGACUCUGUGAUUCAUGCCUGUGCAGAUGCGGCACUCCCGUUGGACUACAUCACCUUGCGGUGUUGCGCACCAUUUUCAGUUGGAGAAUCGUGGACCGAGGAAGACUGGCACCUGGCGCUUUCUUUUUUGCGCGAAGUGGCGAUGCAUCUGCUUCCGACGUUUCCAGUUUCUUUGCUUUUUCCCAUUACGGCGUCUAACACGCUACCCGCGCCGUGCAUCAGCAAAAUGUUCGACAUGCUUCAUCGCGUAGGCUGGAAAAAUUUUUUGGUGGGGUUGCCAGCUUCCACCAGCAGCGCCAUGGUGGGUGCGACGGCAGAGGGGGAUCAGCCCCCCAUGCAUCCCGCGGUGAGGGGCUGGAUUUCGUUGCUGCACGGAACAGGUGAACAUCCUCGCUUUUCGAGGUCUCAGCCCAUUCCAUGGACGGGGCUAUUUCCAUGGAUUUUGCAGGAAGGAUUUUUUGACCGCUUUUCGGUUGGGCUUUCCGUGGACCUGUACACCUCGUUGCAAUCACUGUCUUUCCUAAGAGAGGCUGGUGAUGAGAGCGGAGGUGAAAACCGCGUCAGUUCCUCACCGAAGCAAGCCAGGAGGGAAGCUGGGUCGAGUUCCACGCAGGAACAGCUCUUAAAACUUCGACAAACCACAAGAAAAGAAAAGGAUUUGUUAUGGAAUCAGCAAGAGAAGGAGCAGCAGCAGCAGCAGUUGAGGACGCAAAGUUUUCAAGGGAGUAAAGGGCCGGAGCUCAUAACUCUUUCGGCACCCCCAAGGGAAUUUUCGGACAUGUUUUUGUCCCAGCACCAGUCUUUCCUGGAUGCGGAGAACAGCGAUGUUGGGCAAGAGAUAUUGAUGAUGGCCCAGUUUCUUCAGCAGGUAUCCGAGGAACAUGCACCCAAGCAGGAAGAUCGGCUGCAGAAAAAAAGUACAGCCUCAGUAGAAUAUGAAGUAGGCGUUGUAAAUGAGAAGAAGGGCACGAGCGAUGCUGCAGCGGGGCGGCAACUGGGGAACUGCACGUUGUAUUGGCAGUUGUUGGAGGAAAUUGCACAGCGAACGCGUGCCCAGUACCUGUGCACAACACCGUGUGUCAAUCCUGCUUCCCUACUGGCGUGGAAACAAGCUUGCGUGGAAAAAUUUGGCUGUAAAAAUAAUGGCAUGAAUAAUCAAGGCGAUAAUUCUUUUUUGACUUUCCUACCAGUUGUGCAUACACUGUGGCCCCUUCUUCAUCCCGUGCAGGUUGAAAGAGUACGUCGGCAGACUAUUUUCUCGGCAGCCAUUAUGGACGACAAGUUUUUAACGGACGCGCUUGAAUUUAUACCAAAGGAAACUCAGCAGGCGCUCCAACAGGCGUUGCGCGACAUUCCCCCUUUGUAUUUGCAGCGGGCGUUGAAUGGUGCAGUGGAACCGCGAAGAGAAACGCAGAUUCACCACGAGGCGGGCGGUGUGCGUUUGUCAUGUGGGAACGGCGGCCGUUCCAAUGUCUCUGAAAUUUUUGGUGCAGGCACGGCAACGCAUCAGGCUCUUUUCUCUGAUAUGCCCGCAGGUGUAUUGCAUCAUAUCUGUGAUGUGGAGAAGACAUUUCGUCAGGGUCCUAUGAAGAAGAUCAUCGAGAACUCGAUUGAGACUAUUCGCUCAGGUGGUGUACAUGCAAGUAAAUGUCAUUUUCUUAUUUCUGUUCCUUGUGACAUGGAGCUUCCGGUGCUGUCUGAGUCUCUCCGACUCCUUUGCCCGUGA